ACCACCACGCGUCUCGCCCGACGAAAGAGUCAUCCCAAUGGCCUCCACCAAGUAGCACUGGAGAGGCCUUCAACGAAGCUCCUGGGACCAUUGAUCCCUCCUACGCCACAGAAGAUUCCACAACACUUGCUUACCCUGACAAUCCCUAUGCAGGAACUGAGGUAUACGGGUAUGAUGAACAAGAUCUUCAGGCGGUUAUGACCGAAAGUAGCAGAGCUGCAUUCUUAGGGCCAGCGAAUGCUGGAGGACCAUCGACCGAAGGUGACUACGAGGAAGUGGAGGUGCCUUACGAAGAUGGCCGCCUAACGCCGACACAGGCCGACCCGUAUCCCCCUAUCCUGAAAAUUAAGGGGGCGGAAGGGAAAUCCGAACCUCUUGAUAAACGCUUUCGUGUGGAGAGGUCUUCCAAGUUCGCCCCAGGCCUCGUCAUCAAGAUUCUCUGGUCAGAACCACGAAGCGAGAACUCGAAAACCCUCAACACUUACACCGAGGUCGGCCAGGAGCACAUGUUUGGUAAACUGGUUUACGUUGGGCUCCGCCGUUUCAUAGUCGUCGCCACUGAUAAGGGUCACUCCACUUGCGUCCCGAUCUACACCUACAUAGGAAAAGGCUGCAAGAAGAGGGGCGUGAAGCCUGACAAGCAUGGCAUUAUCUACGACAUCAAAUCUAAGCCCCAGAUGCUCCACGGCGAGCCUGAAUUGGGUUUCGUUCCUGUCGGCAUGAGAAUUGAAGCCAGCGGAGAGCGGCUGGCGAGGGAGUCUCGAGUGGAUUACUCCAAACUGGUCAACGUUGAGCACAAUGUGAGGGUUUUCAUCAUUGGCCGGAUCGAUGGCAAACAUGUCGAGACCGUCAAAAACGCCGUCGACACCUGUUGGAAUCUCAAGAUCUCGGCCAUGGGCUGAGGGAGACACGGAAGGACGGCAGGUAGGGGGCGUAAACCGCAGCCCCUACCCUCUGCCUUCGACCUUGCUCUCCAAAACCAGGGACGCUGCACCUUAUCGGUCUGUCUGUUCCCGACCACGUUUCUUUUCCUUUUUUUCUUUCCGCUCCUGUCCGAACAGGAAGCCGCAUUUCCGCACCAGCUCCGCUUGCCAUAUCCCAAGGAAUUGACGGCACCCAGGGAGAUGGGAAUAUACGUUAUCCGAGCCGCCUGCCACUGGUGGUCUCGAUGAAAUCGACAGGUCCAGGCUGGCCAUGUUUCGACGAGGAAAUCCAUCUGACGGAUCUCAACACCCUUGACGAGUAACGACUGCAACC
Phialemonium atrogriseum is the source of this 1257-nucleotide messenger RNA. RefSeq lists its product as uncharacterized. NCBI's taxonomy places the organism in Eukaryota, Fungi, Ascomycota, Sordariomycetes, Cephalothecales, Cephalothecaceae. The coding region runs from base 198 to 902 and encodes 234 amino acids. The record is from RefSeq and is a predicted model, not a curated record. The transcript is spliced from 6 exons.